Messenger RNA from Cucurbita maxima (winter squash), 4466 nucleotides. Its product is annotated as SNF2 domain-containing protein CLASSY 1-like. Lineage: Eukaryota; Viridiplantae; Streptophyta; Magnoliopsida; Cucurbitales; Cucurbitaceae. Gene Ontology annotation, molecular function: ATP binding; ATP-dependent chromatin remodeler activity. The record is from RefSeq and is a predicted model, not a curated record. The coding region runs from base 445 to 4212 and encodes 1255 amino acids. Gene Ontology annotation, biological process: gene silencing by siRNA-directed DNA methylation. The transcript has 8 exons.
CAUUCAUGCAAAGUAAUGGAACGGAUUCCGAGGAGCUUUUUAGCACUUUUGGGCUUUGGAUUGCUCCGCCUCAGUCACUUCACUCCCCUCUCUCUCUCCCUUUCGAGCUUUCAGGUAUUUCUCUCUCGUUUUCGCAUUGCAUUUCCACCUCUGUUCGUCUCGUUUUUGUGGCGGUACUCGUCCGCCGGGGGAUGAUCGCCACCGGUUGAGUUCCUCUUGUGGUUAAUCAGGAGGAUGAUUGUUUUUGUAAUGGCGACGGUUAAUUGUUGAUUGGUCUUGUUUGUUUUCAGCUCAAAUUAUAGGAGUGGAGCAGUGAAAAUCAGCUACAUGACGAUGACCUUGCUUUUCGUGUCAUUUUCGAUUUUUUGCUGAAUUUCUAUAAUCGAUUUGUUUUUCUUGGUGGAAAUUGUUAAAGCGGCUCUGCUGUUUGGGUGGCGAUAAAGGAUGGUUAAAAGACGUUUAUAUGAAUUCAAGCAUCCAUUCAAUGAUUACCCUUUCGAGGCGAUAUGCUGUGGUUCUUGGCAAGCUGCAGAGAAAAUAAGAAUUAGGAAUGGUUCAAUCACCCUUCAUUUAGUGAAUGAUCAGUUCAUGAUUCUGGAAAGAGGUCCUUACACAGACUUCCGCAUUAGGUCGAGACAAGCGACUUCAUCUGACUGCACCUGUUUUCUACGACCUGGUGUUGAUAUUUGUGUCCUCUCUUCCUCUCGCAGCACGGAGAAUACUGAUGUGCAAGGUUCAGAGCCUGUGUGGAUCGAUGCUAAAAUAAGCUCAAUUGAGCGGAAGCCUCAUGAUUCUGGGUGUUCAUGCCAGUUUUAUGUCCAGUUAUAUGCUGCUGAUAAAAAACCCCUUGGUUCAGAGAAGGGAUCGCUUUGUAAAGAAAUCAUAGCAAUGGGAAUUGAUCAGAUCUUUGUACUUCAAAAGGUUAGGAAACACUUCUGUGAAGGUCAACACUACCGAUGGGAUUUCUCUGAGGACUGCGCUCUGUUGCCAAAAACGAAACUGCUUCUGGGAAAAUUUCUGUCCGAUCUUUCUUGGUUAGUAGUAACAUCAGCAUUGAAACAUGUCACUUUUGAUGUAAGAUCAGUGGAUAACAAGAUCUUGUACCAAGUGUUGGAAAGUAAUCAGAAGGGCACUUCAGUAGCUUCUGACAAGAUUUUAAACGUUGUAAACUUUAGAAAUGAUGAAGGUAUGUUUAUUCCAAUAAUACAUCAGCUAAAUUCAUCUGAUAGGAUUGAGAUGUCUCCUGCAGAUGAUGCAUUUGACAGUCAAUUGCACUCAUUUACUGAUCUUAUGGACUUGAGGCGUUCAAAACGCCGUAAUGUCCAACCCGAUCGUUUUCUUGGCUGUGAUAGUAUCAAUGAAUCAGAAAUUGACUACAGCGGAACCAGGAUAUAUAAAACAGAGCAAUUGAAUGAUGAUGAUGAGAUGACAUUACCACUUGCUUACCUGUUUGCCACGAAUGCAGGUCCUUCAAAAGUAAAGAUGGAAAAUGAAAGCAACAAUCAUUUCAAUCAAUUGAGUGUACGUGAUGAUCUCUCUGAUUUCAAGAGCAGACUAAGAUCAUUGGAAAUGAGUGAUGAAGUAGAAGAUAAAAAUCAACUUGCUAUAGUUCCUGUAAUUGAUGAACAGCCAAUAGCAUCUGAUCCAUAUCCUGAUGAUGCCAAUGGUUGUGGUAACUUUACGAAACAGAUUACUGAAAUGUCAGCUAGGUAUUACUACAUUAACAAUAAACGCAAAGUCCGGAAAAGAAACUCUUCAGACUUUGAAGACGAGAACUUUGAGAAUGGUAGCUGGGGAAAGGCUUUGAGUAGUAAAGGUAGGAAGACCAGGUAUCAUUCCAUAUGUUAUAAAGAGGAUGGUUCUCCUAAAGAAAGAACUUGGCAGAAACGGUCCUUAGGUGCAGGUGCAUACAAGGAUUUGAUCAAUUCCUUCCUGAAGAAUAUUGACUCAACAAUUCAAAAAGAAGAGCCACAGAUAAUUGAUCAAUGGAAAGAAUUUAAGAACAAAACUUCCUUGGAUAAGAGGAACGAGAUGGAACUGCCCUCUAAUGAGGAGAAGGAAGAAAACUCUGAGAUUGAAAUGCUGUGGAGAGAGAUGGAAAUAUCCCUUGCCUCAAGUUACCUUAUUGAUGCUAACCAGGGUUUUAGUAAUGGAACAUCAGUGGAGCCCGAACAGAAAGAAAGCAAAUGGUGCCAGCAUGAGUUCAAGUUGAAUGAAGAGAUAGGGAUGCUCUGCCAUAUAUGUGGCUUUGUGAGCACUGAAAUUAAAGAUGUCUCAGCACCAUUUAUGCAACACAUGAGCUGGAAUUCCGAAGAGCGGAGGAUUGAAGAAAAAGAUGAGCACAAUACUGACGAUGAGGAGGAGAUGAAUAUUUUCUGUGGCCUGCCUUCUUCUGAUGGUACCUUAUCGGAAGAAAAUGACAAUGUCUGGGCCUUGAUCCCUGAAUUCAGAAGGAAAUUACAUCUCCACCAAAAAAAAGCAUUCGAGUUCCUGUGGAAAAAUGUUGCUGGUUCUAUGGUUCCAGCUCUCAUGGAUCAAGCAUCUCGUAAAAUAGGUGGUUGUGUGAUAUCCCAUACACCAGGAGCUGGAAAAACCUUUCUGAUCAUCUCAUUCCUCGUUAGUUACUUGAAACUGUUUCCAGGGAAAAGGCCCCUUGUCCUUGCUCCAAAGACUACUCUUUAUACAUGGUAUAAGGAAUUUAUUAAGUGGGAAGUUCCAGUACCAAUUCAUCUAAUACAUGGUCGUAGAACCUACCGAGUUUUCCGGUCGAACUCAAAACCAGUCACGUUUGCUGGAGGUCCAAGGCCGACAGAUGAUGUCAUGCACAUCUUGGAUUGCUUGGAAAAGAUAAAGAAGUGGCAUGCACAUCCAAGUGUUCUUGUUAUGGGCUAUACAUCAUUUCUUACAUUAAUGAGGGAAGAUGCAAAAUUUGCUCACAGAAAGUAUAUGGCCAAAGUUUUGCGCCAAAGCCCCGGUAUCCUAAUAUUGGACGAGGGGCAUAACCCCAGGAGUACUAAGUCCAGGCUGAGGAAGGUUUUGAUGAAAGUUGAAACAGACCUCAGAAUACUCCUCUCAGGUACCUUGUUUCAAAAUAAUUUCUGUGAAUAUUUCAAUACUCUUUGUUUGGCAAGACCUAGGUUUGUGAAUGAAGUGUUGAAGAAACUAGAUCCCAAAUUCAAGAGGAAAAAAAGAAAAGCUCCACACCUGCAGGAAGCUCGGGCAAGGAAAUUCUUUUUAGAUAAGAUAGCUCGGAAAAUCGAUGCAGGUGAUGGAGAAGAGAGGCAGGAAGGUCUGAACAUGCUAAGAAAUAUGACAAGUGCGUUUAUUGAUGUUUAUGAAGGUGGAAGUAAGGAUGGCCUUCCUGGUUUACAAAUUUACACCUUACUAAUGAACACAACUGACAUACAGCAACAAAUUUUGAAUAAACUUCAUAAGAUAAUGGCUAAAUACCCUGGAUAUCCCCUUGAGUUAGAGCUCCUCAUAACUCUUGGUUCAAUCCAUCCUUGGUUAGUAAAAACUGCGGUUUGUGCUAGCAAAUUUUUCAGUGAGAGGGAUCUGAUGGAACUAGAAGGAUACAAAUUUGAUUUGAGGAAAGGUUCAAAGGUGAUGUUUGUUCUGAAUCUUGUGUACCGUGUCGUCAAGAAGGAAAAAAUUCUAAUCUUCUGCCACAACAUUGCACCCGUCAAACUAUUCAUAGAGCUGUUUGAGAACGUAUUUAGGUGGAAGAGAGGCCGAGAAAUCUUGGCCCUCACAGGGGACCUUGAGCUAUUCGAACGAGGAAAAGUGAUGGAUAAGUUUGAAGAUCCCUUAGGGCCAUCCAAAGUCUUGCUUGCUUCAAUUACUGCUUGCGCAGAAGGCAUUAGUUUGACUGCAGCUUCACGAGUCAUCUUACUAGACUCCGAGUGGAAUCCUUCGAAGACAAAGCAGGCCAUCGCUCGAGCUUUCCGUCCAGGCCAGCUUAAGGUGGUCUAUGUCUAUCAACUACUGGUAACUGGCACAUUGGAAGAGGACAAGCACAAGAGAACUACAUGGAAGGAAUGGGUGUCAAGUAUGAUUUUCAGUGAGGCGUUUGUGGAGGAUCCUUCUAAAUGGCAAGCAGAAAAGAUUGAAGAUGAAGUUCUUAGGGAGAUGGUGGAGGAAGAUAGAGUCAAAUCGUUUCAUAUGAUUAUGAAAAACGAGAAGGCUUCUACUGUGAUCAGAGAGAAGGAUUAGCCUCACAAUAUCCUGGUAAGUUAUCUCUCUUCUUCUCUGUCUCAUAUCAUAUCAUAUGUAUGAAUAAUGACUGCUUCCUCUCCUCUCAUGUUUAUUAAAUAGAUGUUUGUAUAAUAAGAUGAAAAUUGUGUUAUUCUUUACCAAUAAUCAUCUGUUGUGCAAUUUUGAACUUUAGUGGAAUUAACUGCAUAGUUGUGACUUGAUGAACUAUUUUCUCAACCAUUUUGCUUAUAACAAGCUGCUGAUCUUGGAAA